Messenger RNA from Colletotrichum orchidophilum, 2112 nucleotides. RefSeq names its product fungal specific transcription factor domain-containing protein. Bases 1 to 2112 code for a protein of 703 amino acids. Gene Ontology annotation, biological process: DNA-templated transcription; regulation of DNA-templated transcription. The record is from RefSeq and is a predicted model, not a curated record. NCBI's taxonomy places the organism in Eukaryota, Fungi, Ascomycota, Sordariomycetes, Glomerellales, Glomerellaceae. Gene Ontology annotation, cellular component: nucleus. Gene Ontology annotation, molecular function: DNA binding; DNA-binding transcription factor activity, RNA polymerase II-specific; zinc ion binding. The transcript has 3 exons.
AUGUCUGCCAGCGUUGUGCGGUCUACCGCCCUCCGAGCCGGCGGCGCCUGCGUGCGCUGUCGCAAGGGUAAAACCAAGUGCGUCUACGAGAAUGGUCGCGCUCCUUGCAAGAACUGUGCCAAGGGCAUGCACGAGUGCUAUUUGCCCUCCGAGUCCAUGGCGCAUCAUCACGGCCAGUCACCCGCCCGCCAUACCGCCGCUCAUCGUCCUGCGCGUGAGAGCCUGCCUGCCUCGGUCCCGGCCGGCGAUGUGCGUGCCGCCAACCCGGCCUCGACCACGUCUCGUCACGUUCAAACUCCCGAGAAACUUACGCCGGAGCUGAUCCAAGAAUGCGAACGCGUCAUUUCCAAGACGUACCCGGCCUGCGUUGCUUUCCACAAGCCUUCGUUCAUCCAGCAGCUCAAGAACGCCUCUCUGGACCCGGCCCUGAUUUACGCGCUGCUCACCUGCGCCGCUCGAAGCUCCCCCACCCUUAUUAGGCGCUAUGGCGGGCAGUCCGGUGCGACCGGCGCUGCCGAGCACUUCGCAGCUAAGGCCAUGGGCAUCAUCAAUCAGAACCUCGACACUCCCAGCCUAGCUGAGAUUCAGGCCAUCUGCUUGAUCAUCAUUCACGAGUGGGGUUCCCGCAAUGCUGUCCGUGCCUACAUCUACCUGGGCCAGGCCAGCCGCAUGGUCCAGAUGUACCGCAUCCUCCACAGCCACCAUGCGGCCGUCAGUGAUGCCGAUAGGUUCCUUCAGGACGAGUCGUUCCGUCGUGUGCUAUGGCUGCUGUACAUCCUCGACUGCUUGCUUACCAGCACUCCCGGCCGCCAGCCGGCUCUGUCCGCCAACGACACGGCCGACGUCUCUCUGCCGUGCUCCGACAUGAACUUUGCUUUUGGCAAUGCCGUCUACGUACAAACCAUCAACCUUUCGGACCCUACUCGGAUGCCUACUGGCUCCCGUACCGAUGAGGUUGGCGAGUUUGGUCAGAUUGUCAUGGCCACUCGCAUAUGGCGCGAUGUUGUCCAGAUGUUGAUGACUACAACUACCGAGACUUUCAACGACAACGUCUGCUCCGGUCUCAUGGGAGAAAUUGAGCGCCUCCGUGCCUCUCUGUCGAUGCAGUACGUCGAUAAGCCCGGCCAGAUCAACCUUCACAUCACCAUGGGCUCUGGUUUCACGUACGCCAUGCUGCACUGCAUGCUUCACUGCGCAUCCAUCUUCAUCAACCGUCGCCGCCUGCUGCAGUAUGUCACUGCGCCUGGCUUCAACCUCGAGAGCUGGCGCCUCACCCCCCAGUGCCACGAGAUCAUUGAUAGGCUCUUUACCUCGUGCCACAGCACCAUUGCCAUGCUCACUGCUCUGGAGACUGGCUUUGACAAGGAGGGCAUCAUCUGCUUCCCCAUCUUCAUGCUCUUCUCGUCCUUCACUGCCAGUGCCACUGUUGCCUACCUGUCUCUGAAGGGCCUCACUCCUCCCAACGCGGUCGAGACUGCCGGUCAUAUUGUGCGCGACGGCCUCCACUUUAUGCAGGAUGGUGUUGACACCUGGCCCCUCAUUAGCUCGUGGCUGCGUCACCUUGCCGUCAUGCAUAGAGUGCUGGGCAAUGACGCCGUUGCUGGCAGCCCCAGUGUUGGAGGCACAUCCGUUCCUCCUACCAGUGCUCCUCCUGCCGACCAGGCUUCUGUUAAGGACGAAGCCGCUUCGAACCCAGACACCAACCCCGACGCUAUGGACUAUGACCAGGGCUCCAACUCCAACGCUGGUGCAGCCGCUCCCCCGGCUCCUGCCAACAACCACACCGCCUCCGUCAGUGAGAGUGGCCGUGAGAGCGGCCGCGACAGCGAGCCGCCCGCGCCCCAACCCCGUCGUCCCGGCGUCACUACCAUCAAUGGUGGCUCUGGCGGCGUUGGCACCCCGGCUUCCGUGAGCCCACCUCCGCCCCAGCAGGCCGAGAUCAAGCAAUCUACUGAGAUGCUGCCCCAGCCCCCCAUUGGCAAUGGCGUGGCCUCUGCUGAGCCUGCCGCCCCCGUGCCUCAGGACAUGACGGCUAGCGAGCUUUGUUCCGCGUUCGAGCGACAGCUACUCGAGCUGGACGACCUUGCUGCCUUCAUGGGUGGUGGAGUUUGA